Messenger RNA from Aspergillus brunneoviolaceus CBS 621.78, 858 nucleotides. RefSeq lists its product as uncharacterized. The record is from RefSeq and is a predicted model, not a curated record. Bases 143 to 616 code for a protein of 157 amino acids. NCBI's taxonomy places the organism in Eukaryota, Fungi, Ascomycota, Eurotiomycetes, Eurotiales, Aspergillaceae. The transcript has a single exon.
GGUCAAGCUAGACAAAACACGAUCAGUCUCAACGCCUCCCAAUUGACUCGCGAGAAAAGCCGGCUGAUGAGCCAGAAUCCAGAAGCGUAUUGCGACUUACCGCGCAUUUGUCAUGGCCAUACUGUAGGCCGGAUUUGCCCUCAUGGCUCUCAGCGUUGAUGUGCGCAGAGAGGGCAAAUACAGCCAGAUAGAAAAGUUUGGCCGCAGAACGCAUCUUGCUGCGGGCAAAAGCAACCGAAAUCAGGAAACGGGCGUGUGGCGGAGGCAGAGCACGAGCUCUUCCGAAGCGACAGGCAGAAGCGAGAUCCCAGCAAAAUGUGCUGAGGUCGCUUUCAGGUAUGUGUUUGUUUGGAUAGACUAUAGCUGGCGGAGAUUCGAAGUCGGGAUUGACCUUCACAUGAAGAUCAUCAACGGCAAGGGCAAGUCGAGCCGAAGUACUCCGGGGGAGCAAGUAAACAGUUUCAGGGCAAAUGACACUUUUCGCGGGGCCGAGCCACAAAUAAUUGCAAUCAGUGUCACCACCAAAACGAGGGUUAGAUCAAGGACUGGUGCGCGAUCACUAAAACAAGGGAGAACGAGGGAUGUGAGGUCAGUCAGUCAAGAAGAAAAAGAAUGAGAGAGAGAGGUUGCAGUCGCUGUUGCGAAGUGGACAAGCUGUCCUCGGUGGCGGCGCGGAGUUGCAUGACCCGCAAGUAGUCAUCAAUAAUCAUAAUAAUCAUAAUAAAGAGUGAGUCCCCUUCCGACGGUUCGAUAUCGGUUUAUCGCCUUGCGCCUUGCGCCUCGAACCUCCUGACUCCGGUGCCUGUUGGUCUCUGCCAGAUUUUCACAUUAUUAAUUAUCCUGACUCCUGAUACCAGA